Theobroma cacao (cacao) is the source of this 609-nucleotide messenger RNA. RefSeq lists its product as uncharacterized. The record is from RefSeq and is a predicted model, not a curated record. NCBI's taxonomy places the organism in Eukaryota, Viridiplantae, Streptophyta, Magnoliopsida, Malvales, Malvaceae.
UUGGAUUCCUUGGUGGUUGAUACCUCUCACCUACUAGUUUUCUUUGAACUUAUUUGAAGCUAGAUGAGGAACCCCCAUCUGUUCUAAUCAUGACUACCACAAGCCUCAAAAGAAAAAGAAUCGAAGGAAAUCCUUCCUGAAGACAAUUUUUUAUUCAACUCUCUUUAGCAUCAGGCCCUGAGCAUCUGAUUGUUAUAAUUGCUGCCAUUAUGACCUUCAUGAUUAACAAAACCUCGCUCUAUCUUUACAGUCACUAUAUAAGAAUUAAGAUGCAAAUUGACUAAACACUUAGCACAACCAUUUUUAAGGAUGCUGAAGAGAGGUUCCAUGACCAUAUCAAUGUUUCCAAAUUCAACAGUGCUGGUUGGGUGGUGCCCGGGGCGGAGGCGGCUGCGGAGGAGGAGGGGAAGCACCAUACGGCUGGGGAAUAAGGCUAAGCGGCGAGGGUUCUGCCUAGGGUCACGUCCAGUUGUUCAAUGGGGGGUCAUGGUAGGUCCUCUGAGAAUGCUGAAGAAGAUCAUCGUGGAAAUCACGCCCAAGGGAAAGUGGAUACAGGCUUAUUAUAUGUACUUGCCCUUCUUACGCCCUCAAUUAUUUCCCUUAUGUUGA